Messenger RNA from Necator americanus (New World hookworm), 744 nucleotides. RefSeq lists its product as uncharacterized. Gene Ontology annotation, molecular function: serine-type endopeptidase inhibitor activity. NCBI's taxonomy places the organism in Eukaryota, Metazoa, Nematoda, Chromadorea, Rhabditida, Ancylostomatidae. The coding region runs from base 1 to 744 and encodes 247 amino acids. The record is from RefSeq and is a predicted model, not a curated record. The transcript has 5 exons.
AUGUUCCUCUACUUGGUGUUAACACUGAUCGGUCUGUCCUCGCAGCAGCCACAUGUGCCUGAGAAUAGGUAUGAGACAUGUUCGUUGAAGCUAGAUAGAGGAGAUGCAUGCUGCUCUGCGCCAAAUAACACUAUCCGGUUUUACUUCGAUGAAGUACUAGAAGACUGCUUCACAUAUCUGUACGAAGGAUGUGGUGGCGGAAGGAACACUUUUUACACUGAGCACGAAUGCCGCGCUACAUGUAUUCCAGCUGAUAAGCACAACUGUGGUGGCAACAAGAAACCAGCCGGCAGCUGUCACGAAUUGGACACAUCUUGUCCGGCUGGCAGCAGUUGUAUCAAAGGAGGACUUGGAGUAGGAUUGUGUUGUGACAUCGCUAACGAGGAAGAGUGGGAGAAAGAAACGCAUCCUACUUGCCAGGUGGGCGAUGUGUUGAUGCGAACUGUUUGGUACGGCUCGGAGAUCUGGAUAGGGAAGAGCUGCUCUCAUCGAUUCUGCCCAUAUGGAUAUGAAUGCAUUCAAGGAAAACGGGUUGCACAUUGUUGCGGACCUAUUCCAAACUUCAAGGAGAAGCUCUAUCCUGAAGAGGACAACAGCAUCGAUGGACAGUAUCCCAGCGAUAAUGUAGAAGGAGAGACGAAAAUCUCUGAAUAUCAGACGCCAUCGAAGCCUGUGAAUCCACGUUAUCGAGGCGCAAAGGAACAGACGCAGACCGGCACUGAAAACGGGUAUCGACGACGAUAA